Messenger RNA from Salarias fasciatus (jewelled blenny), 1940 nucleotides. RefSeq names its product ubiquinol-cytochrome c reductase core protein 1 (gene uqcrc1). Gene Ontology annotation, cellular component: mitochondrion. The transcript has 13 exons. The record is from RefSeq and is a predicted model, not a curated record. Bases 61 to 1497 code for a protein of 478 amino acids. NCBI's taxonomy places the organism in Eukaryota, Metazoa, Chordata, Actinopteri, Blenniiformes, Blenniidae. Gene Ontology annotation, molecular function: metal ion binding.
AGGCGGCCGCGCCGCUCUCCGCUCUCCGCUCCGCCUUCUGUGAAUCACCCUCUGUCAGAAAUGGCGGCGUCCGUGUGCCGAGUCGGGAGCACCGUGGGUCGUGCCCUCGCCAAAAACCGCAGCCCCAUCCUGCUGUCUCUGAGGCGUGGACAGGCCUCAGUCAGCUAUGCGCAGAGUUUGUUGGGAGCCCCUGAAACUCGUGUGACUCCUCUUGAAAAUGGUUUGAGAGUCGCAUCUGAGGAUACUGGACAUGCCACGUGCACUGUUGGUCUGUGGAUCAGUGCUGGCAGUCGCUAUGAGAGCGAGAAGAAUAAUGGGGCAGGCUUUUUCCUGGAGCACAUGGCGUUCAAGGGAACCAAAAAGCACCCUCAAACCGCCCUGGAGCAGCAGGUAGAGUCUAUGGGUGCUCACUUGAGUGCCUACACCUCCAGGGAGCACACUGCAUACUACAUGAAGACUCUGUCCAAAGACUUGCCAAAAGCGGUGGAGCUGCUGUCGGAGGUGGUGCAGAGCUGCUCCCUGAAUGAGGCCGACAUCGAGCAGCAGAGGGGCGUGGUGCUGCGUGAGCUGGAGGAAGUGGAGGGCAACCUGCAGGAAGUGUGCCUGGAUCUGCUGCACGCCACGGCCUAUCAGGGCACUCCUCUGGGUCACAGCGUGCUGGGCCCAUCCAGCAGCGCCAGGAAUCUGACCCGGCAGGACCUGGUGGACUACAUCAACAGUCACUAUAAAGCCCCUCGCAUGGUUCUGGCUGCUGCAGGAGGUGUGAGCCACGAUGAGCUGGUUGGUUUGGCGCAAACUCACUUCAGCGGCGUCUCGUUUGAGUAUGAAGGCGAUGCCGUCCCUGUGCUGUCACCCUGCCGGUUUACGGGAAGUGAGAUCCGUAUGCGUGACGACGGUUUGCCUCUGGCACACGUGGCCAUCGCUGUGGAGGGGGCCAGUGCUGCCAGCCCAGACAUUGUGCCCCUCAUGGUAGCCAACGCUGUCGUCGGCAGCUACGACCUCACUUAUGGUGGUGGAAAGCACCUGAGCAGCCGUCUGGCUCGCCUUGCCGUGGAGGACAACCUGUGCCACAGCUUCCAGGCCUUCCACUCCUCCUACAGCGACACGGGCCUGCUGGGGAUCCACUUCGUGGCUGAUAAGGACCACAUCGACGACAUGAUGCACUGGUCCCAGAACGCCUGGAUGAACCUGUGCACCACGGUGACGGAGAGCGACGUAGCCAGAGGCAGGAACGCUCUGAAGGCCAGUCUGGUGGGACAGCUCAACGGAACGACGCCAAUCUGCGACGACAUCGGCAGACACGUCCUGAACUACGGGCGGCGUAUUCCUCUGGCGGAGUGGGACGCUCGCAUCGACGCUGUGACUCCCAGGAUAGUGCGUGACGUCUGCUCCAAAUACAUCUAUGAUAAGUGUCCAGCCGUAGCAGCUGUCGGCCCCAUCGAGCAGCUGCCUGACUACAACAGAAUGCGCAGCGCCAUGUACUGGCUCAGGUUUUAGAAGUGGCCGCUGCACCGCCCCGUGUGUUCCACGCGUCGCUGCUCCUCUUCAUCCUCAACCGCACUUCACUGUCCUCACUGGUAGCUGGAUCGCCCGGCGAUCGCCCACACGGCGGCCGCCAUCCAGUCUCCCUCCUCUCCUCCUCUUAUCCCUCCCUCUGAUUCCUCUUAGUGAGCCGUGAGGGUCGUGGCCAGUCGACACACACGGAGUCUUGGUUGUACUGCUAGAAGGUUCUCGUCACUGGAGAGUGAGAGCAGCGAGGAGAGAGACCGGAUUCAAAUAGUAGACCAGUUUUAUGUGAUCUGACAGGAAAUGUGCUGAAAGUAACUUGUAUGGAGCAAGAAUAUAUUUAUGAUUUCUGUAACAUUUGUUUCUGUCGACUCUUGUACAUAACAGAAGCUCUCAUUCCGACAAAAAUAAAAAAAAUAUAUGAAACUGUAAAA